AUGGGAAAUUGUCAAGCUGUGGAAGCUGCUGUUCUUGUGAUUCAACAUCCAUGUGGGAAGAUAGAUAGGCUGUACUGGCCAGUUACUGUUAGUGAGGUUAUGAAAACAAACCCAGGGCAUUAUGUUUCUUUGAUUAUUCCGUUACCUGUUUUACCGGAAGAGCAGAAUCAAGAACAGAAGACUGUUAAGUUUACUCGUGUUAAGUUGCUUAGGCCUAAUGAGACUCUUAAUCUUGGUCAUGCUUAUAGGCUCAUCACUAAUCAAGAGGUUAUGAAGGUGUUGAAGGCAAAGAAGCAUGCAAAGAGUAAGAAAACACAGGAAGAUGCAGUUCUGUCAGGUUAUGAGACAAAGAAAGGAGAGGAAUCUGACCAAGGAAACACAUAUCAGGGAGGCAGAACAGAGAGACACAAGCAAAGAGGAGGGUCUACAAAUCCUGCUGCUGUACAGAGGUCAAAAUCUUGGCGCCCUUCUUUACAAAGCAUCACAGAGUCACCAAAAGUUUAA
Lathyrus sativus (Indian pea) is the source of this 504-nucleotide messenger RNA. Lineage: Eukaryota; Viridiplantae; Streptophyta; Magnoliopsida; Fabales; Fabaceae. The record is from the annotation of a GenBank genome assembly.